UAAAGUGACAAUACGUUUCAGUAACAAAAUGUCCAAAACCAUUUUAUUUUCCUUUGCAAUUGUGUGCAUUUCUGGUGUCCUUGCCAGGCCCAACUUCAAUACAGCCACUGAUUUUAGGGAUGGUGAUGGUUCUGAACUAGGUGCUGCUGAUUACACAGAUCCCGGUGCAAACCAUGGACAUGGAUUCAGAAGUCAAGUUAGGGAUGGUGAUGGUUCUGAUCUAGGUGCUGCUGAUUACACAGAUCCCGGUGCAAACCAUGGUCAUGGAUUCAGAAGUCAAGUUAGAGAUGGUGAUGGUUCUGAACUAGGAGCUGCUGAUUAUACAGACCCCGGCGCAAACCAUGGUCAUGGAUUCAGAAGUCAAGUUAGGGAUGGUGAUGGUUCUGAACUAGGAGCUGCUGAUUAUACAGACCCCGGCGCAAACCAUGGUCAUGGUUUCUAAACAAUAAGAUGAAGGAGGUGGUCAUAAUUGCUGAAGGCGAUGUACUUAGCAGCAGCAUGCUUUACUGAAUAUAUAUAUAUACACAUGUAGAACAUAAAAUGUAUUAAAUAGAGUGUCUACACAAAUAAAUGUUAGAAAUAUGA
Messenger RNA from Agrilus planipennis (emerald ash borer), 585 nucleotides. RefSeq lists its product as uncharacterized. The coding region runs from base 29 to 442 and encodes 137 amino acids. Lineage: Eukaryota; Metazoa; Arthropoda; Insecta; Coleoptera; Buprestidae. The record is from RefSeq and is a predicted model, not a curated record. The transcript has 11 exons.